CUUGAGUAAUAAUACUAGUUAAUACAAGGAUUUAAAAGUUCAUAUAUGAAGUACUGUUCUCAUUAUUUCCCAUUAAGUUUGUAUUCUAGUACUGUCUACUAGGGCACGGUUUAAAAUUGAAUUGAAACUUGUUGAUAAACAAAGUUCUGAUCGUUUGAAGUGUCAUGUGUCAUCGGUUAUGGGUGUUUGGAUUUAUUCAGAGUUGUGGGAGCGUUGCAUUUUGAGUAACGCCUAAUAUAAUCUUAUACGACUAUAUAACUGUACAUAUAACUUUAUGGCUAGUAUAAUAUAACUGACUGAAAAAGUAUAUAUGAAACUAUUUUGGCCUUAUCUUACUGGUUGAAAGUAUAGCUUACUUAUAUUCUGACUGUGUGGAUAAAUCAGCGAAAUUGUGCGGGCGACGAUGAGUCAAGUGAGAAAUGAACCAUGGCGUAACGCAGCGGUGCCUCCCAGCCAUGUGAUGGAUGAUUCUGUGAUUUCGGGCUAGCAACUCACUCGCGGUGAUUUAUUUGCUGACAAUAUUAGCAUUUCCGAACAAUAGGAUUUAUUGAAAUAGAUAAUGACGGAACAAUUGGUGCAGUUUAUUCAAAUAGUUAAUAUUGUCUUACAUGUGUGGCAAAGUAAUACACAAUGCACUGAGUGUCGGUUUGAGGAUUUAGUUGUAUUUCGUAUACAUCUUGACUCAUAACUAUCGUGGAUUUAUAUACCCGUGAAUAGUUUAAUACCAAAGUUUUAAACACUUGGAUAUUAUAAGGAACUAUACAAUUGAAAUAUGGGCUUGGUGUUUGCUUUUAAUUUACAUUCUUGACCGAAAUGAAACGCUGCGUAAUGCCACAUAAACUACAAUAGAGUGUCCCAUUAAAAUUGUGAACGUAUUAUUGUGAGAGGAGCAGUUCUUGAUUAAAUGCAGUAUUGUAUAAAUGGCUAUAUAAGCAUGAACAUGUCUAAAGUGAUAUAUCAUACAUGUUUGUGUUAAGUCUUAAUCGUGUUUAGAACCAUAAAACUGUUAGUCAAUUAUAAUGUAAAUCACUGAGCGGCGGGACCCGGGUCGCCACACGGAAGCCGACAUGUACUAUAGUGAAAACAAGUCGAUUGACGAUUUGAAGUUCUGGACAGUACGCCUGCCCCGCUACCAGAACGGAACGCGGACGUACCGCUACCGCGGCCAGUACCAGGUUCACCGCUUCAACGCAGACGAUUUCGGGGACCAGACCCCGCCCAGUUGGUUUAUAACUCGCUGCUCGCGGGCGAUGGCCGAGACAGUGCUGCGGGCGGCUGAGCGGCUCGGAUACGGCAACACGCUGAUGAGGGAGAGCACCACGCACAUGAGCAAUGGAAGUUACGUCAUCUCUAAACUCGUCAGGGAGCAAACUGAUGUGCAGUUUGACCACUACGAAGUGAUCCGGGUGGCUGGUGGCUACAAAAUAAAAGUUGAAAAUGAGCACGAGCCUAUGACGUGUCUGACAGAAGUGAUGCACUACUUCCAACGCAAGUGCGGGCUGGACACGGAGCUGCUCACGACAAAUGACCGUCGGCAGCUGCAGGUGGAGGCCCAAGGCGAGCCUAGCUUCGUCGACCGCUUCACGCCGCAAGAACCCGAGCCAGAUUAUGACGACCCCGGGCCAGGCUCUCCUUCAUGGGGCAAGGACAAUUCCUCCAGACGACCGCCGGUGGAGGGCGGUGGAAGUGGUGGCCGCUGCGUUCCCCCACCGAUGCCGCACAUGCAACGCCCCUUGUCGGCGCCUGGCUACGCGAACCAGGAGAUGGAGCGGGAGGUGAAGGAGGCACAGACCCUCCCGGUCGCCCCUCCCCCGCCUCGCGACCCCAUCGCAAAGGGCGGACCACAGGCCUCGGCAGCCCCACAUACUCCAGGUUCGUUGCGUCCAUCCUCUCUGAUGUCCACCAAGUUGUUCAGUGGCCCAGCCUCCCCGCGGGACGACAAACCCUCCCAGCUAGAACAGAGCCUCGCUAACGUUACUCUCCGUAAAACUGGAAAUAAACCCACUUUGUCAGCAAGCCCGCAACAACAACAACAACAACAACAGGCGUACAGACUAAACGUUUCUAAAUCAGUGCAUUCAGCAAUCAAAUCUCCUGACUCACCGAAUAAGUUCCCAGUUGGGGGAAAUUCACAAACAAAAGUGUCUAGUACAAACGUACCGCUAAACCAGAAAGUAACUAACGUGUGCGCGCCUAGCGUACCAACUGUCUCGUGCAUCACUGAUAAUGGAGCUUCUGGUGUAGACGGCCGGGCUUCUGGUGGAGUUGGCACGUUACUUAAAAGGUUCGAGGUGCUGGGCAAUCCUCAGUCCCCGGGCGGCGAAAAACCUGUGGUUAAAAAAGAGAAGAAGGUGCAGUUCCAACACCAGGAGAAGAGCUCCGUGGACAUUCCCAUGACCGGAAGUGUAGGUCGAUUGGGCGAACGGCGGAAGAGCGAGCCGCCCCUGUUUGCCCAGAAUAUCAAGCAGAAAUUUGAAGGUCUGAACCCCGAGUUUAAGAGCAGGUUGGAGAACAUGAUCGGCGGAGCGCACACGGUGGCCGCGCCCCACACUUCCCGACCGUCCAUUAAAAGCCUGACCGCUUCUUCGGGAACCGCCUCUCCUGUCCGCCCGCUGCCGCCUACCCCACACGACGUGCCGCACGACCACAUCUACGAGGCGCUGCCAGACCACGAUAUCCCGCCAGACGAGGUCACGUAUUACAACGACUCCGGUCACGGUAGCAUGUGAGCCCACGUGACACAGACUGACUGCCUGUUGGACGUCACGUUUUAACCACAACACAGGAAAAAGUGACGGACGCCUGUCACAAACAGUCGCCAACUAACACAGUAACAUAUUUACUCUAACAGCAUACAAGAGAAAAAGCACUAAAAAGUGAAGAAAAAAUCAAUUUGUACAACAUUAUGAAAUCUUGACCUUAGCAGUGUCAGAACGAACAGUAUUCGAAGAAAUGGCCAGUUAUGUAUACAGAGUGAUGAAAGUGCUGCUGUUGUUUUUCAUUAUAUGAUUGGAAGAAUGACCAAAUACUGUUACAAAAAAAUGCAAUUAGUUUGUUAAGUGUGUCUUUUAAUUUCAUCUCAUCCCGAGCCUUCGUAAUUUCUGACUGUGUCUCAUGGACGGAUGUCGCAUUUCCUACGGUCUUUAUAAACCGUAUGUGAUAUAUGUUGUAAAUAACAGAGUCAUUUAAUAUACAUUUACGGUAUACAGAUUUCAAUAUACACAUACUUAUUUUUAUAUUAAAAACAGUAAAACA
This is a messenger RNA of Mya arenaria, 3255 nucleotides long. RefSeq lists its product as uncharacterized. The record is from RefSeq and is a predicted model, not a curated record. The coding region runs from base 1068 to 2729 and encodes 553 amino acids. Lineage: Eukaryota; Metazoa; Mollusca; Bivalvia; Myida; Myidae. The transcript is spliced from 11 exons.